Messenger RNA from Truncatella angustata, 2720 nucleotides. Its product is annotated as glutamate carboxypeptidase II. The coding region runs from base 494 to 2608 and encodes 704 amino acids. Gene Ontology annotation, molecular function: carboxypeptidase activity. The record is from RefSeq and is a predicted model, not a curated record. NCBI's taxonomy places the organism in Eukaryota, Fungi, Ascomycota, Sordariomycetes, Amphisphaeriales, Sporocadaceae. The transcript is spliced from 3 exons.
UUGCACCACAAGGUACGUAGGCCCUAGGUAUAACCUUAACGUAACAGAGUCAAGUGAUUUCCAUCAUCCGAUCUCUAGUUUACCAAAUGCUGGCUAGUACGCUGCAUGGCAUUGUGCCAAGAUGUCGGUCAUACUUAUGGUCGUGUUGUUUGGAAUUUACUUUCGUGUUACAAUAGCAAGCGAACUAUCAUGACGUUGACCCGCAGGCGGGGAUAGAACGAGGCAGACGAACGCUGCAGCGAGCGCAGCAGCAUUUCGCAUCAGCGCCGUCGGCUCUGCCGAGCCAACCUUGCCUUGGCGGGACUUCUGUUACGGAAGCCGUGAUUAACGCCUUGGAAGACUGCACGUAAGGCAGGACGCCAGCACAGCGCAGUAAUGAUGACUUCUGCGGGGUUGGUUUGAUUCCUUACAUGUAACUUAGGAAAAACAUUCAAGUGGCAUUGCACCUUGUGGUCUGUCAUAUAACAAGUUCCAUUUCUAAUAUUCAGAUAUAAUGCAUAAUUCGAAGCUAUUUGGAAUUAUUGCACUCAUUGCAACGAACAGCAAUGCUUGUUUACAUGAGCGUCGUGAACACCGGCACCAUGUUAUACGACAAGUUACGCCGCGGGCUCCCCUAGGACCAGAUGAAGAGAUGCUGGUUGGUUCGGUCUCAAACACAGCCCUGGAUCAGUGGUCUUACUACUAUACGCAUGGAGCUCAUCUCGCUGGGAGAAAUCUGAGCAUGGCACAGUGGACGGCUGACCGAUGGGCUGAGAGUGGUCUAAACUCCACUAUCGUCGCUUACGAUGUGCUCAUCAACUAUCCAGUGAGCAAAUCGUUGACGUUAAGCUAUUCAAAUAGUAGCACAUUUCAGCCAGUCUUGGAGGAGGCCGUGCUGGCCGCAGAUGAGACGACUAGCUAUCCUAACAGGAUACCCACAUUUCACGGCUACUCAGCCAGCGGUAAUGUGACAGCAGAAUAUGUAUAUAUUGGUCGAGGUCAGCAGAUGGAUUUUGAGCGAUUGAAAGCACUUGGUGUGCCGCUUGAAGGCAAAAUCGCCAUUUCGAGGUAUGGUGGCCCGUUCCGUGGGCUAAAAGUCAAAAACGCACAAGAAAACGGCAUGAUCGGCGUUGUUCUCUUCACCGACACUGCGGACGACGGUUCGAUUACAGAAGCAAAUGGCUACGCAGCUUACCCGGAUGGCCCAGCACGGAAUCCAACCUCGGUUCAACGUGGAAGUGUUGAGUUUCUAUCGAUCUAUCCUGGAGACCCCACAACGCCGGGUUAUCCUUCCAAAGAAGGUGUUCCUCGGACGGAUGGUACUGCUGUAUUACCUCAUAUUCCAUCAAUUCCUAUUUCGUGGGUCGAUGCCAAACCAAUUCUAGCAGCCCUCGACGGCUUUGGCACAGAUGGCGCUGAAGUCAACCGCAUCGGUUGGGUUGGUGCGCUCAAUGUCUCUUAUUCCACUGGUCCUGCUCCCGGUGUGCAGCUGAGACUCAGCAAUUUGAUGAAUGAGACCAUCACCCCGAUUUGGGACGUUAUCGGUGUCAUCAACGGAACGAACUCGGACGAAACCAUUGUGAUCGGAAACCACCGUGACGCGUGGGUCGUGGGCGGUGCUGCCGACCCCAACUCUGGUACUGCCAUCAUUAUUGAGCUCGCGAAAGCGUUCGGGGAACUCCUCAAACAAGGCUGGAAGCCCAAGCGCAACAUUGUUCUUGGAUCUUGGGACGGUGAAGAGUAUGGCACUGUCGGAUCCACCGAGUUCGUUGAGGAGUACAUUCCCUGGCUGAAUGAUACAGCAAUAUCCUACUUGAACGUAGACAUCGGGGUUUCCGGUCCACACGUGUAUUUUGGAGCGAGUCCGGAGCUCCACCAAAUCGUCCAGGAAACAAUGAAAAAGAUUGUCUGGAUGGACCGUAACAUAACCAUGUACGAUCAGUGGGAUGAAGAUCUCGAGGGCCAAAUAGGUGUGUUGGGAAGUGGCAGUGAUUAUACUGCUUUCGUUCAUAACGGUAUCGGUGCGCUCGAUAUCGGAGCAGUGGGUUUUGACCAAGACCCAAUCUAUCACUACCACAGCAAUUAUGAUUCUUAUCACUGGAUGGCGAACUUUGGUGACCCAGGUUUCCUGGCUCACAAGUCUGUGGCCCAAUUCCUGUCUGUCUUAGCCUAUACACUGGCUGAUUCAGAUGUGAUCCCCUUCAAUUUGACAGACUAUUCCGUUGAGCUGCACAGAUACUAUGACGAUCUUCAAGAAAUAAUCAGCAGCAGCACAACGAUUCUCAACACAGGCCCUCUUCGUUCCGCCAUUGAUAACUUCGCUCAAAACGCCUUGCAACUCGAGCAACAGAUCAAAGAAGCAUUGAGAUCUAAUAAUCUAGACCAUAUCAAGGCCAUCAACCACAAAUAUCGUGAUUUCCAGCGCGGCUUUGUGUCUCAAGGUGGCCUUCCGGGGAGAGAGUUUUUUAAGCAUCUCAUAUUUGCUCCAGGGGCUGACACCGGCUAUACUGCUGUCACGUUCCCAGGUAUUAGCGAGGCUGUGCAGGCUGGUGAUGUCUCCACGGCGGCUGAUUUUGUGAUCAGAACUGCUGCUGCAAUUACUGCAGCAGCAGACACAAUCGGAUCUUGAAGCCUAAUGCGCAGCCAAAAUGCUUAUGUACCUAAUAAAGCCACUGUGACAAUAGAGUAUAAAUAAAUCACUAUAUAACGGUUCCGCGGGGUAUCUAAAAUCUGUCUAUAUA